AUGGCCAAGCGCCCCUCCAUAGUCAGAGUGCUGCAGUGUCUGCCCGUGUCCCUGUCCAAAAACAUCAGCAGUGCUCUACUGAGCAGGCCAACCUUCCAGCAUGCAGCAGUGUAUUUGGCUGCAAUACGAGGCCCCACAGCGGGCCACAUCCCUGAGUGGCGUGGGCAGAGGAGUGUGUGUGUAAUGUACUGUUGCCUUCUCCAUGAUCGUGCUGUGUGUGUGUGUGUGUGUGUGUGUGUGUGUAGUAGCUACCUCAGCCUGACCUAGAUCCCCUAUUGUCAUGCUCUCACACUCUCUACACUCUCCACCAAUCACCUCUCUCUGUCCUCCCAGGGAGCAUUGUGAGUGUGGGGGACCCCAAAAAGAAGUACACACGCUUUGAGAAAAUAGGACAAGGGUAAGUCCACCUUCAAUUCAAAUCCACUAGCUACUUACUGCCUCUUAUUGGAAUGAAGUGGUCUUUGCUAGUCAGCCCAGCUGAGAGAAAUAAAUACAGUGCCUCACUCAGAUGUGACCAGAGACAGAGAGGAGAGAAUGAAAGAGGUUGAAGGGUGAGAGAGAGAAUAGAGAGAAGUAGAGAGGAAAACAGAACUUUAUCCAGGCCUGGCUGCGGGCCAGAUGAGCUCAGCCUGCUCUCUCUCACUACCCCCCCACCCCCCUCUCUCUCUCUCUCUCUCUGGAGUUUGGGGUGAGCUUAGCCCUGAUAUCACCACUCCCUCCACCUCAGUCCUGAACACAACAACAGCAGCUUCCAGCUCCCUCCAGCACUGCAGAGGCACUCUGUAUGUCUGUGUAGCCUAAUCUAACACACCCCUAAGGGCUCCCCUGAUCAAUGUGGGUGGGAAUGACAGACAAUCUACACACACUGUCUAUAAAUUAAAACAGCUGUGCAAAAAGAUAAGAACACUACGCUGUGGUUGCACACAGAUCCCUCUGAUUGAAACCACAGGAAGAUGUUAUCUAAGGAUGUGAGCCGUUAACAAACCAGGAGAUAGAUCACAUGAGACUAUUCCUGAUGAGUCAAGUCAAUAAUUAGUAUGGAUUGGUUGCACAGCUACAUAACAGAGUGUUCGUUACCUGGCUGGCUGCAGGGUAUCAGUGUCUGGGCCGGGGGCUGGGCCUGCCUCCACGAGAGCUGACUGGACCAAACAUUAACACUCUUUCAUUAUUAAUACACACUCACAAUGCAAUACACUGGUGUAGCGUGACAGUCUCAGGGAUGGAGGGAGGGAGGGAGGGAGGGAGGGAGAAGAGAGAGGGCAAGGAGAACAGAGUGAUGGAGAGAAGUGGGAGAGAGAGAUGUGUGACUUGACUCAAGCUCUGACUUGUGACUUGUGAAAUCAGUCUUCCACUUCAUUCUGUCUAAUAAUAACUUAAGAACAUUAACUUUAUUUGUAUAGCACUUUUCAAUACAGGUAACAAAGUGCUUCACUUCAUAAAAUAAAAGUACUAACAAAGAAACAAAGACAGGAGGAAGAAGAAUAAAACAAGAUAGCUAAUUCAAAUCAUACAUUCAAAUCAUACAUUAAAAGCAUCUUUAUAAAAGUGUGUUUUCAGCAGGGAUACAAAGAGGCACUGAAACUACAAGCCUGAUCUCUUCUGGCAGACCAUCCCAAAGGCUAGGGGCCCUAAUGGCAUGUAGCUAUAACUUUCUCCAGAUCAGUGACUGAAUAAAAUACUUGACUUUAGCUAUAUUUCUAAGGGGAUAAAAGCAGGACUGGAUAACCUUCUUUACAUGUAGUUCGAGGUUUAGGUAAGAGUCAAAGAAGACACCAAGGUUUUUGGCCAUAGGCUUUACAUUGGUGGACAAAUGACCAAGGUUAUUUACAAUCUGGGAUCUAGCAAGGUGGGGGCCAUAUAAAACAACCUCUGAUUUCUUAUCAUUGAGAUAGAGAAAAUUGUCAGACAUCCAACAUUUGAUGUCAGCAAGACACUUGUGAAGGGUAGUUACGCAGCUUAGCCACUGGGUUUGAUUAGUAAAUAAAGCUAUGUGUUAUCCGCAUAGCAGUGAAACUGAAUGUUAUGAUUGCGGAUUAUGUCACCAAGGGGAAGCAUGUACAGGGGGAAAAGGAUGGGCCCCAUAAUUUAUCCCUGGGGGACACCAUAGUGAAUAGGUUCUGGGGACAAGACUGAACCACCCACCCUCACUGAGAAAUGUCUGCCGCAUAGAUAUGACCUUAACCAGUCGAGGGCAAUGCAGCUGGUCAACAAGGAUGUUAUGGUCAAUAGUGUCAAACGCAUCACUGAGAUCCAAAAUAACUAGAAUAGAGCAUUAAUCGACAGCCAACAGAAGGUCAUUACUGACUGUCAAUGAAGCAGUUUCCAUGCUCAAAUAAGUGACCAGUUGCUUGAAAGCAACAUCUAAAAUCUUGGAUAAAAAAGGAAGUUUAGAGAUAGGUCUAUAAUUACUCAGUGAGGGUUCUAGAUUGGGCUUUUUAAGGAGAGGUUGGACCAGAGCAGUUUUAAAAUAGGCUGGAAAGGAGCCAGAGGUCAGGGAGCUAUUUACAAGAGACAGAAUGUUGGGGCCAACAGUAGGCAUAAGCUUUUUUAGUAGUCUAGUAGGGAUCACGUCCAAGGGGCAGGAGGAGGUCUUCAUGUGAGCGACAGGAUCAAGGAGGGACUCAAAUGAUAUUCGCUCAAAGGAAGCAGUAGACAGUCUCAGAGUAGUUACCUCAAGUGCAUCCUGACAGGAAAUGCUGGUAUGGUGUCGGCUACUGUCAUUCUGGGAUCUAAUAUUUUCUAUAUUUUCUGUAAAGUAUCUUAAAAACUGUUGACAGAGGUCAGGGGAUGUGAGCAUGUCACUGUUAGUGGGGGCACCAGCAACACGCUCAAUUGUCUUAAACAGAAUUUUCGAGUUGUGGGAGUUCUCAGAGAUCAGGAUAGAGAAGUAGUUCGCUCUUGCAUCUUUAACAACAACAUUGUAAUUUCUCAUCAGAUCCUUCUAUAUCUCAAAGAAUACUUGAAGUUUGCAGGCCUUCCAUUUAUGUUCAGCCUUUCUAAGUUCACUUUUUAACCAACGAUCCACUCAAGGUCUAAGGUCAUUCUGUGAAGCCUCAUUAUCCAAACGAAGCCACUCUGCUGCGACAGAACAGUCUAUAGUCAGAUAGACUGCUGGGGUGUUAUGAGACUGGGAAGGUUUAGUGAAGGAUGAGGAAGGCAUGGGUUAGGCCAUAUAAUUAGGAAUUAGAAUAGUAGAAUGGACAAGAACCUUCUAAUGAUGGGAAUUUAUGGAACUUUGAGUGUUUAUAACAUAGCCCCUCUAGUAAUGUAAUAGGAUCUCUAUGGGUUAGACUGCCAUGGUGCACUGGUAAAGUCAAUGUAGUGGAAACUAGGCUGAAGUUCAUGGUGUGUAACCAAAAAGUAAACCAGACUCCUGGCAGGGGACUCAGUCUGUUCCUGGUUAUAUUCCUUCACCAUGGGACUGUUCUAUUUCUUCACCAUGGGACUGUGUUAUAUUCCUUCACCAUGGGACUGUGUUAUAUUCCUUCACCAUGGGACUGUGUUAUAUUCCUUCACCAUGGGACUGUGUUAUAUUCCUUCACCAUGGGGACUGUGUAUAUUCCUUCACCAUGGGACUGUGUUAUAUUCCUAGGGGACUGUGUUAUAUUCCUUCCACCAUGGACUGUGUUUAAUUCCUUCAACCAUGGGACUGGUGGUUAUUCCGUCACCAUGGGACUGUGUUAUAUUCCGUCACCAUGGGGAUGCCUGUGUUUAUAUUCCGUCACCAUGGGACUGUGUUAUAUUCCCGUCACCAUGGGACCGGUGUUGAAUAAUUCCUUCACCAUGGGAACUGUGUUAUAUUCCUCACCAUGGGACUGGUGUUAUAUUCCGUCACCAUGGGACCUGUGUUAUAUUUCCGUCACCAUGGGACUGUGUUUAUUCCUUCACCAUGGGACUGUGUUUAUAAUACGCCCAUGGGACGUGUUAAAAUAUUCCUUCACCAUGGGACUGGUGUUAUAUUCCGUUCACCAUUGGACUGUGUUAUAUUCCUUCACCAUGGGACGUGUGUUAUAUUCCGUCCAACCAUGGGACUGUGGUUAUAUUCCUUCACCAUGGGACUGUGUUAUAUUCCUUCACCAUGGGACUGUGUUAUAUUCCGUCACCAUGGGACUGUGUUAUAUUCCGUCACCAUGGGACUGUGUUAAAUUCCUUCACCAUGGGACUGUGUUAUAUUCCUUCACCAUGGGACUGUGUUAAAUUCCUUCACCAUGGGACUGUGUUAUAUUCCUUCACCAUGGGACUGUGUUAUAUUCCUUCACCAUGGGACUGUGUUAUAUUCCUUCACCAUGGGACUGUGUUAUAUUCCGUCACCAUGGGACUGUGUUAUAUUCCGUCACCAUGGGACUGUGUUAUAUUCCGUCACCAUGGGACUGUGUUAUAUUCCUUCACCAUGGGACUGUGUUAUAUUCCGUCACCAUGGGACUGUGUUAUAUUCCGUCACCAUGGGACUGUGUUAUAUUCCGUCACCAUGGGACUGUGUUUAUAUUCCGUCACCAUGGGACUGUGUUAUAUUCCUUCACCAUGGGACUGUGUUAUAUUCCUUCACCAUGGGACUGGUGUUAUAUUCCUUCACCAUGGGACUGUGUUAUAUUCCGUCACCAUGGGACUGUGUUAUAAUUCCCUUCACCAUGGGACUGUGUUAUAUUCCGUCACCAUGGGACUGUGUUAUAUUCCUUCACCAUGGGGACUGUGUUAUAUUCCUUCACCAUGGGACUGUGUUAUAUUCCGUCACCAUGGGACUGUGUUAUAUUCCGUCACCAUGGGAACUGUGUUAUAUUCCGUCACCAUGGGACUGUGUUAUAUUCCUUCACCAUGGGACUGUGUUAUAUUCCGUCACCAUGGGACUGUGUUAUAUUCCUUCACCAUGGGACUGUGUUAUAUUCCGUCACCAUGGGACUGUGUUAUAUUCCUUCACCAUGGGACUGUGUUAUAUUCCUUCACCAUGGGACUGUGUUAUAUUCCGUCACCAUGGGACUGUGUUUAUAUUCGUCACCAUGGGACUGUGUUAUAUUCCUUCACCAUGGGACUGUGUUAUAUUCCGUCACCAUGGGACUGUGUUAUAUUCCUUCAACAUGGGACUGUGUUAUAUUCCGUCACCAUGGGACUGUGUUAAAUUCCUUCACCAUGGGACUGUGUUAUAUUCCUUCACCAUGGGACUGUGUUAUAUUCCUUCACCAUGGGACUGUGUUAUAUUCCUUCACCAUGGGACUGUGUUAAAUUCCUUCACCAUGGGACUGUGUUAUAUUCCGUCACCAUGGGACUGUGUUAUAUUCCGUCACCAUGGGACUGUGUUAUAUUCCGUCACCAUGGGACUGUGUUAUAUUCCUUCACCAUGGGACUGUGUUAUAUUCCUUCACCAUGGGACUGUGUUAUAUUCCGUCACCAUGGGACUGUGUUAUAUUCCGUCACCAUGGGACUGUGUUAUAUUCCUUCACCAUGGGACUGUGUUAUAUUCCGUCACCAUGGGACUGUGUUAUAUUCCGUCACCAUGGGACUGUGUUAUAUUCCGUCACCAUGGGGACUGUGUUAUAUUCCGUCACCAUGGGGACUGUGUUAUAUUCCGUCACCAUGGGACUGUGUUUAAUUCCGUCACCAUGGGAACUGUGUUUAUAUUCCUUCACCAUGGGACUGUGUUAUAUUGCCUUCAUCACCAUGGGACUGUGUUAUAUUCCGUCACCAUGGGACUGUGUUAUAUUCCGUCACCAUGGGACUGUGUUAAAUUCCUUCACCAUGGACUGUGGUUAUAUUCCGUCACCAUGGGACUGUGUUAAAUCCUUCACCAUGGGACUGUGUUAUAUCCGUCACCAUGGGACGUGUUAUAUUCCGUCACCAUGGGACUGUGUUUAUAUUCCGUCACCAUGGGACUGUGUUAUAUUCCUUCACCAUGGGACUGUGUAUAUUCCUCACCAUGGGGACUGUGGUUAUAUUCCUUCACCAUGGGGACUGUGUUAUAUUCCGUCACCAUGGGACUGUGUUAUAUUCCGUCCACCAUGGGACUGUGUUAAAUUCCUUCACCAUGGGACUGGUUAUAUUCCUCACCAUGGGACUGUGUUAAAUUCCUUCACCAUGGGACUGUGUUAUAUUCCUCACCAUGGGACUGUGUUAUAUCCUUCACCAUGGGACUGUGUUAUAUUCCUUCACCAUGGGACUGUGUUAUAUUCCGUCACCAUGGGACUGUGUUAUAUUCCGUCACCAUGGGACUGUGUUUAUAUUCCGUCACCAUGGGACUGUGUUAUAUUCCUCACCAUGGGACUGUGGUAUAUUUCGUCACCAUGGGACUGUGUUAUAUUCCUUCACCAUGGGACUGUGUUAUAUUCCGUCACCAUGGGACUGUGUUAUAUUCCGUCACCAUGGGACUGUGUUGAUAGGUUCCUUCACCAUGGGACUGUGUUAUAUUCCUUCACCAUGGGAACUGUGUUAUAUUCCUUCACCAUGGGACUGUGUUAUAUUCCGUCACCAUGGGACGGUGUUAUAUUCCUUUCACCAUGGGACUGUGUUAUAUUCCGCACUAUGGGACUGUGUGUUAUAUUCCUCACCAUGGGACUGUGUUAUAUUCCUUCACCAUGGGACUGUGUUAUAUUCCGUCACCAUGGGACUGUGUUAUAUUCCGUCACCAUGGGACUGUGUUAUAUUCCGUCACCAUGGGACUGUGUUAUAUUCCUUCACCAUGGGACUGUGUUAUAUUCCGUCACCAUGGGACUGUGUUAUAUUCCUUCACCAUGGGACUGUGUUUAUAUUCCGUCACCAUGGGACUGUGUUAUAUUCCUUCACCAUGGGACUGUGUUAUAUUCCCUUCACCAUGGGACUGUGUUAUAUUCCGUCACCAUGGGACUGUGUUAUAUUCCGUCACCAUGGGACUGUGUUAUAUUCCUUCACCAUGGGACUGUGUUAUAUUCCGUCACCAUGGGACUGUGUUAUAUUCCUCAACCAUGGGACUGUGUUAUAUUCCGUCACCAUGGGACUGUGUUAAAUUCCUUCACCAUGGGACUGUGUUAUAUUCCUUCACCAUGGGACUGUGUUAUAUUCCUUCACCAUGGGACUGUGUUAUAUUCCUUCACCAUGGGACUGUGUUAAAUUCCUUCACCAUGGGACUGUGGUUAUAUUCCGUCACCAUGGGACUGUGUUAUAUUCCGUCACCAUGGGACUGUGUUAUAUUCCGUCACCAUGGGACUGUGUUAUAUUCCUUCACCAUGGACUGUGUUAUAUUCCUUCACCAUGGGACUGUGUUAUAUUCCGUCACCAUGGGACUGUGUUAUAUUCCGUCACCAUGGGACUGUGUUAUAUUCUUCACCAUGGGACUGUGUUAUAUUCCGUCACCAUGGGACUGUGUUAUAUUCCGUCACCAUGGGACUGUGUUAUAUUCCGUCACCAUGGGACUGUGUUAUAUUCCGUCACCAUGGGACUGUGUUAUAUUCCUUCACCAUGGGACUGUGUUAUAUUCCUUCACCAUGGGACUGUGUUUAUAUUCCUUCACCAUGGGACUGUGUUAUAUUCCUUCACCAUGGGACUGUGUUAUAUUCCUUCACCAUGGACUGUGUUAAAUUCCUUCACCAUGGGACUGUGUUAUAUUCCUUCACCAUGGGACUGUGUUAUAUUCCGUCACCAUGGGACUGUGUUAUAUUCCGUCACCAUGGACUGUGUUAUAUUCCGUCACCAUGGGAACUGUGUUAUAUUCCGUCACCAUGGGACUGUGUUAUAUUCCUUCACCAUGGGACUGUGUUAUAUUCCUUCACCAGGGAACUGUGUUAAUUCCGUCACCAUGGGACUGUGUUAUAUUCCGUCAACCAUGGGGACUGUGUUAUAUCCUUCACCAUGGGACUGUGUUUAUUCCUUCACCAUGGGGACUGUGUUAUAUUCCUUCACCAUGGGACUGUGUUAUAUUCCUUCACCAUGGACUGGUGUUAUAUUCCUUCACCAUGGGACUGUGUUAUAUUCCUUCACCAUGGGACUGUGUUAUAUUCCUUCACCAUGGGACUGUGUUAUAUUCCUUCACCAUGGGACUGUGUUAUAUUCCUUCACCAUGGGACUGUGUUAUAUUCCUUUCACCAAUGGGACUGUGUUAUAUUCCUUCACCAUGGGACUGGUGUUAUAUUCGUCACCAUGGGACUGUGUUAUAUUCCGUCACCAUGGGACUGUGUUCACCAUGGGACUGUGAUAUUCCUUCACCAUGGGACUGUGUUAUAUUCCUUCACCAUGGGACUGUGUUAUAUUCCUUCACCAUGGGACUGUGUUAUAUUCCCUUGGAGCUGAUUCAGAAAUGGAAGCAUCAUAAAAAUGUGUCUUUCCCCAGGGCAGAGUGCAGGGUGGUGGUAUACAGCAGCAUGUCUCUGCCCUCCAGCACUCAGAGGUGUAAAAUGUCAGGGCAGAGAGAGGGACAUCUUGGGAUAAAGGUGCAGAUUACUGUACCCCGGCCGGGGGUGCCAAACACACACAGCUUUUAUCAGCUUACUGUAAUCUUUGUCUGGCUAAUUAAAAGGCUGCUCAGGCUACUAUAGAGGGAAUAUCAAAUCUGUGAUUCCACUGGAGCCUCAACACCCCUGUGGCACAGGGAUCAGAAUACACAUCAUUUACGCACAAGACAUAUACUGUACAUGUUACAGAACAUACUGUACACUUUGCAAUGAAUCAUAAUGUACAUGUUAAAAAGAGCACUUUAAACACGCUGUACACUUGGCAGAGUGGGUUCAUAUGCCAGUCAUGAAGUGUAUGCAUUACAGAGUCAUAAACACAUCAUAGAGGAAUGGGCACUCCACACCCAGGUUAUUAAAGUAAACUAAAACUGAAACUAAAACUAAAACUAAGUUAAUGAAAAAACAAAUUAGUAAACUGAAAUAUAAUAAUUAACAAAAUCAAAUCAAAUCAGAUUUUAUUGGUCACAUACACAUAUGUAGCAGAUGUUAUUGCGGGUGUAGCGAAAUGCUUGUGUUCCUAGCUCCAACAGUGUAGAGCAAACUAAAACUAUACUGAAACUAUUAUACAUUUGUUUCUCCAAAACGAUAUAAAAUAAAAUGAAAACCAUUGUGAAUUAUGUUCAGUUUUAGUACUUUUUUGGGGGGGAGGGGGCAAAGAUCUAAUGGGAUUUUCAAACUACUUAAUCUGGCGGGUAAUUGCGGCCAGAUGAUGGGGAUGUUUCAAAAAGGCCUAGCUUGGGCAUCACUUUCACUAGCUAUCACUAGCUAAUGGGAAAAAAAUGGCUAAGUAUCAAUUUGAUUAUUCUUACAUGUACUACUAAAGUUACCCUUAGAUUCGAUUGACGCGCCCACGCGUCAAUAUAAUUAGCAUAGUAAAAAUAUCCCCAUCAACGUCAAUCUGUUUAAGCUAGAAAUAUAGGUUUUUUGCAUGGGCUGCAUCUCAAUCCACCGCAUCCGCCGAUGUUGGCCUUCCGCAUCUGCGGUGGAAGGUGGCAGAGUUACAGCAGUGUUUGUCAGACCAGGAGACAUCCCGAAAAUCGGUCUUCUCACGAAAACGUCUGGAGAGUCCGAACGGUUUGGGCUAGAAACUAAUAUAACGUAACCUGAGCUCUCCAGAACCCAAUGCCGUACAGCCAUAGGGUUCUCAAUUGAACAAUUGACCACAGCGGGGCCAAUGUGUACAGCUGACGCUCUGUUUAACUGUUAAUAAUCAAUGCAAUACGGUUUUGGAAAUUUCAGAAAUUCUAUACUGAACAAAAAUAUAAACGCAACAUGCAACAAUUUCAACGAUUUUACUGAGUUACAGUUCAUAUAAGGAAAUCAGUCAAUUGAAAUAAAUGCAGUAGGCCCUAAUCUAUGGAUUUCACAUGACUGGGAAUACAGAUAUGCAUCUGUUGGUCACAGAUACCUUUAAAAAAAAUGUUAGGGGCUUGGAUCAGAAAACCAGUCAGUAUCUAGUGUGACCACCAUUUGCCUCAUGCAGCGCGACACAUCUCCUUCGCAUAGAGUUGAUCAGGCUGUUGCCUGUGGAAUGUUUUCCCAGUCCUCUUCAAUGGCUGUGCAAAGUUGCUGGAUAUUGUUGGGAACUGGAACACGCUGUCGUACACGUCUACCCAGAACAUCCCAAACGUUCUCAACGGCUGACAUGUCUGGUGAGUAUGCAGGCCAUGUAAGAACUGGGACAUUUUCAGAUUACAGGAAUUCUGUACAGAUCCUUGCGACAUGGAGCCGUGCAUUAUCAUGCUGAAACAUGAGGUGAUGGCGGCGGAUGAAUGGCACGACAAUGGGCCUUAGGAUCUCGUCACGGUAUCUCUGUGCAUUAAAAUUGCCAUCGAUAAAAUACAAUUGUGUUCGUUGUCCGUAGCUUAUGCCUGCCCAUACCGUAACCCCACCGCCACCAUGGGGCAAUCUGUUCACAAUGUUGACAUCAGCAAACUGCUCGCCAACACAACGCCAUACACGUGGUCUGCAGUUGUGAGGCCAGUUGGACAUACUGCCAGAUUCUCACAAACGACAUUGGAGGUGGCUAAUGGUAGAGAAAUUAACAUUCAAUUAUCUGGCAACAGCUAUGGUGGACAUUAAUGCAGUCAGCAUGCCAAUUGCACGCCCCCUCAACUUGAGACAUCUGUGGCAUUUUGUUGUGUGACAAAACUGCACAUUUUAGAGUGGCCUUUUAUUGUCCUCAGCACAAGGUGCACCUGUGUAAUGAUCAUGCUGUUGAAUCAGCUUCUUGAUAUGUCACACCAGUCAGGUGGAUGGAUUAUCUUGAUAAAGGGCAAAUGCUCACUAACAGGGAUGUAAACAAAUUUGUGCACAACAUUUGAGAGAAAUAAGCUUUUUGUGCAUAUGGAAAAUGUCUGGGAUAUUUUAUUUCAACUCAUGAAACAUGGGGCCAACACUUUACAUGUUGCAUAUAUAUUUUUGUUCAGUAUACUUUCAUAUCACCCCAAUAUAAUUUUAUAAAUACAAAAGAUACACUUACUGUGCGCCAUUUUAGCACAGAUUCCCACGGAGGUGUUUUGCGUUGCACUUCCUGACCUAAUGGAAACUCGGGAGGGAACAAAAACAAAACGUCUGCUCGAAGCUGUGUUACACAAAAAACCUCAGUGGAUAUCUGUGGUAAAACAGCUAACAGUAAGUGUAUACUUUUUAUUUGUAAAGUUGAUUUUGGAUGAUAACUUUAGUGUUCAAGUUUAGUGUUCAAUGUUUCCAAAACUGUAUCGCAAUCAAGGAUAAAUUGUUUCUAGAUAGAGCAUUUCACACUUGACCAAAUGAUCUCAGCUAUUCAAACGGGACGUGGAAGGACUGAGUCAUGAGAAGGGCUAACCUAACCUAUGACCUGACCCAUCACCUUAUGUAUUACUGACCCCCAGUUGCAAGAAGUGACAUCACAAAAAAUUAUACAACCCAAAUGGUUCCUAGCCUCCCACACAUGCUUUCUGUCCCGAACACUAAAACUAAAUCUAAAACUGAAACUAAACAAUAUAAUAACUAAAUAUUUGUAUACAACUAAAACUAAAUAUAAGCUUGCAAAUCAGGUCUUGAAAACUUACUGAAAUUAAACUGAAUUCAAAAUCAAAAUCAAAAAAAAUUAUUGAAAUAAAAAAAUAUAUAAAUACGAAAAACUAUAAUAACCUUGCUCCACUCAAACUUCACAUGCAACUCAGACACACCACUCAUAGCAGAAUGAGCUCUUGACAUUAUCAACAUAUGCAAGUGGUACAAUGUGCACAUUAUAUACUGUAGGGACAUAACCUAUGCAAGACAUUUAUAGAAAUCACAGAGGAAAGGUCACUUUAUUGACAGGUUGAAGACUCCUAUUAGUUAUUACUGACCCAGAAGCAUUAGUGUUGCCUUUUCAAUGGCCAAUCAUCAAUGCUGCCCUCUGGUGGUCAAAUUAAAUUGUACCUGAUCAUCUAUGGAAAAAAUCAAUUGAACUGCUUGCAUUCAAAGACAUUGUGUUAUUGUUUUCUUUGAGAUUAUUGUGUUAAUAAAAAAAUAAGGAAGUGUCCUCCAGGCUCUGGAGAGUUGCAUAACUCUAAUAUUAUAGAGAUAGAUACAGUGGAGGGCCAUGGUCUGUUAUAACUCCUUACAUAUUGACUUGUGUCUAUGUGGCAUUAAUGUGUUGUUCUCUUGUUUCCUCAGGGCAUCUGGCACUGUAUACACAGCCAUUGACAUUGCUACUGGCCAGGAGGUAAACUAAUGUUACUACCACAGUCCCUUCAGAAAAACAUCCACAUCUUACGUGUCUAUCUGCCACCCUGAUAAGCCAUCUCUUCUGGCUAAUCACAGUAACUGUGUAAUCUGUCAGAAGAGCACUGAAGACACCAUCUAAUGUCUUAUUUGUGGUUGUGCCUCUGUUAGGUGGCCAUCAAGCAGAUGAACCUCCAGCAGCAGCCCAAGAAGGAGCUCAUCAUCAAUGAGAUCCUGGUGAUGAGGGAAAACAAAAACCCCAACAUAGUCAAUUACUUGGACAGGUAACCUUCAUCGCCAUGGUUACUGAUGGGGAGAACCACAAGUAUAGCAGCUACUGUAAAUAUGACAAUUUCAUGCAAUGACUAUACUUAAAGGUAGACUCAGCGAAAUGACAUUGCCACGAGCAGCACCAUAGAUAUUGAGAUGAGCGAGAUGCAAGACUUCACUCUUACACGGUCACACACAGUAUCUGCGCAUGUGCAAGGGUUCGCUUCACGCUGUUAGCCAGGGGCACCAAAACAGUGGAUAAGUUAAGCCUCGAGCUUCAAUGCUCUUAGUUCUUGCAGAAAUUGACCAACUAUGCUGUUUUCUUUCUGCAUCUACUUAAUAUCGCUGAGUCUACCUUUAAUCUCUCUGUCCUCCUCUGUCUGUAGUUACCUAGUAGGGGAUGAGCUGUGGGUGGUGAUGGAGUACCUGGCUGGAGGCUCACUAACUGAUGUGGUGACUGAGACCUGCAUGGAUGAGGGCCAGAUCGCUGCAGUCUGCAGAGAGGUAAGAGACCAGCCCUCUACUAUCAACAAAUACCCCCUAGUGACUGGAGCUGAGCCUCUUCUGAACACUAGCCUAGGCAUUUCCUCUGAUCCAGAUGUGUGUCUGUGUCCCCACUCUCUACAGUGUCUGCAGGCUCUGGACUUCCUGCACUCCAACCAGGUGAUCCACAGAGACAUCAAAAGUGACAACAUCCUACUGGGCAUGGAUGGCUCGGUCAAGCUCAGUAAGUCAUCUCACCAGUAAGGGACAGGCAGGAGGGACCAGGGUGGAAUGAUAGUCAAUUGGAUGUUGGGGUAGAGAGUCCUGUGGGGAGUGGUCCUGUGGGUAGUGGUCCUGUGGGUAGUGGUUCUGUGGGGAGUGGUCCUGUGGGUAGUGGUCCUUGUGGGGAGUGGUCCUGUGGGUAGUGGUCCUGUGGGGAGUGGUCCUGUGGGUAGUGGUCCUGUGGGUAGUGGUCCUGUGGGGAGUGGUCCUGUGGGUAGUGGACCUGUGGGUAGUGGUCCUGUGGGGAGUGGUCCUGUGGGGAGUGGUCCUGUGGGUAGGUGUCCUGUGGGGAGUGGUCCUGUGGGGAGUGGUCCUGUGGGUAGUGGUCAUGUGGGUAGUGGUCCUGUGGGUAGUGAGCCUGUGGGGAGUGGUGGGGUUGAAGAAGCCGUGUCUGACAUGUUCCUCUCUCCCUGCAGCCGACUUCGGGUUCUGUGCCCAGAUCACCCCAGAGCAGAACAAGCGCAGCACCAUGGUGGGCACGCCCUACUGGAUGGCACCCGAGGUGGUGACCCGCAAGGCCUACGGGCCCAAGGUGGACAUCUGGUCCCUGGGUAUCAUGGCCAUAGAAAUGGUGGAGGGAGAACCUCCCUACCUGAAUGAGAACCCUCUCAGGGUAAGACACACUAUCUACAGUUCACACACAUCCAGGGAUAUACUGGAGCUAUUUGAUCAGUAAGUGCUAGUAACUGAUUGGCCCCCUCCACCCCUCUCUCCCACCCCCUCAGGCCUUGUACCUUAUCGCCACCAACGGGACUCCAGAGCUCCAGAACCCUGAGCGUUUGACCUCCGUGUUCAGAGACUUCCUCAACCGUUGCCUGGAGAUGGACGUCGACCGCAGAGGCUCAGCCAAGGAGCUCCUCCAGGUACUGACCACCAUGUUAACCCCAACCUGACCACACUGACCACUAACAUAACCCAGACCUUAAUCUGACCACUCUAACAUAACCCAAACUCGACCACCCUGACCAGUCUACCCCUACAUUACUAACAUACAGUUCUAACCUUAAAUCACAGUCUGUACACGCAGAGCAUUCCCCUCAUUACUGUUCUUGUCUUGUGUUCUUUGCAGCAUUCGUUCCUGAAGUUAGCCAAGCCCCUGUCCAGCCUGAGUCCCCUGAUUGUCGCAGCCAAGGAAGCCAUAAAGAACAGCAGCCGCUAG
Molecule: messenger RNA, 14298 nt
Organism: Coregonus sp. 'balchen'
Lineage: Eukaryota; Metazoa; Chordata; Actinopteri; Salmoniformes; Salmonidae
Source: the annotation of a GenBank genome assembly